Messenger RNA from Passer domesticus (house sparrow), 3747 nucleotides. Its product is annotated as hydrocephalus-inducing protein homolog. The record is from RefSeq and is a predicted model, not a curated record. NCBI's taxonomy places the organism in Eukaryota, Metazoa, Chordata, Aves, Passeriformes, Passeridae. The transcript has 17 exons. The coding region runs from base 324 to 3557 and encodes 1077 amino acids. Gene Ontology annotation, cellular component: axoneme. Gene Ontology annotation, biological process: axonemal central apparatus assembly; cilium movement.
GCCUGGGCUCGUACAGGCAGCUACACUGGGCGAUUCGCCGAGUGAAUUGUUCACGGAGCAUUGGUCUCUGCGAGUGAGUCCUUUGAAUUUGCGGAGCAUUGUGCCCCGUUGAGAAUUCCGAAACGUGCAGAGCAUUGGCCUCUGCAAACAACAUCCUGCACGUGCAGAGCAUUGGCCUCUGCUAGGAGUCCUCAGUUCGCGGAGCAUUGGUCUCUGCAGAGGAUUCCUCAACGUGCAGAGCAUUGGCCUCUGGAAAAGAUUGUGAAUUUCCUUUGAAGUUUUGCUGAGGCCUUGUCGUUCCUCUGUGACAUCCUCCCUUCAGAAUGGCUUCUGGAUUCCCAAAAAAGACACCAACACCUCGUCUUUUGCUGAGGGAAAGACUGCAGCCUAACACUCUGCUUCCCUCUAAGUUCCAGCAGGAGAAGUUUGCCAAGAUGAAGAAGAAGGAGGCCAGCACUGGGGGGAGUAUUCUGCCCAGAAUUGGCCCAUGGAUAGACCUGAGCAAGACUGGUCCAAAGCUGCCGUCAGCUCCCCCAAAGCAGAACUUGGUGCAGAUUUCCCCACCAGAGGUGAUAUUUCAGAACUUCAACACUCAUGAUGUCUCUGAAAUGACAGUGUCUCUCAUGAAUGUGGACAAGUUUCCUCAUGUGGUGAAGGUCUCCAUGGAGAGAUCACCUUACUUCCAGGUCAUGGGCUCCAACGAUGCCUACCGUCUCCUGGUGCCGGCCGUGUCUGUCCCUGUGCGCAUCCGCUUCAGCCCCGGCGAGAACAAGGAUUAUUCCCACAAGCUGGUCUGUGUCACUGAAAGGGAAAGGAUAGUGGUGCCAAUUCGGGCCAUUGCUGCCCGAGCUAUCCUGGACUUCCCUGACCAGCUGGACUUCUCCACAUGUCCAGUGAAGUGCAGCACGCAGAAGACUCUGCUGCUCCGCAACACCGGGAACCUGGAAGCUUGUUUCCAGCUGAGCACCCAGAGGCAGAGUCUUUUUGGGCAGUCACAGAGAGAGCUGCAGCAAGAAAAAUUAAUGGAGGAGAAAGAAACAGGGAAGGAGAAGGGCUCUUGUGAAGAUCGUGCUGCCAGCCUGAGAGCCUCGGGGGAGAUGGCAAAGGUGCACCAAGACCCCAUGUUCUCUGAUGACUUUUUUUUCAUUGAGCCAAUGGAGGGAGAAAUCGAGCCGGAUGGUUUGGCCAAAAUCAAGAUGACUUUCAAACCCCUGGAAGCAGUGGAGUAUCAAAGUGUGGCUUAUUGCAGCAUCUCAGGCCGUGAGAGCAGGCUGCCCCUGCAGCUCAGAGGGGAAGGCCAAGGACCCUUGGUUGAGCUCAGCUGUGACACUCUGGAGCUUGGGGACAUUUUUGUCAACACCCCCCAUGUCUGUGAGGUGAACCUGAUCAACCAAGGAGCUCUUGAUGCUCCCUUCAGAUACAUCCCUGCAGCCACAAAGGUGGGCUUGGGAUUCAAGUUGGCACCCCAGGAGGGCAUCAUUGCAGCAGGUGGGAGCCAGACUCUCCAGAUCUCCUUCAGUGCCACCGUGUUGGGGAGGUUUGAGGAAGAAUUGCGGUUCAGUGUGGCUGGAUCUCCUACGCCUGCCAUCCUGACCAUCAAGGGCAGCGUCACUGGACCGAGUUUGCACUUCGACCUCCCUGAGCUCGACUUCGGGGACAUCUCCUUUGGCUUUCCCUACACCCAGUGCUGCCGGCUCACUAACAGCUCCCCGGUGCCCGUGACGUUCCAGCUCCGCAUGUCGUUCGAUGGCACGCAGCCGGCUGUGGACAGCGUGGAUCAGAUCCGCUGCCACAGUGACCCAGCCUGGAGGAAGGGCGUUCACUUGUAUGUGGAGCCCCGGGAGUUUACAAUCACUCCCAGCCGAGGGACCAUCCUGCCCCAGGGACACCAGGACAUCCAGGUGACCCUGUGUUCCAACUCGGUGAUGGAGUUCUACAGGAAAAUGCUGGUGGAUCUGGAGGGUUUUGGCAAGGGAGUGGCAUCACUGGUCAUCACAGCCAGAUGUCUCGUUCCAAAGCUGCAAGUGUCCCCCCACGUGCUGCAAUAUGAUGAGUGCCUCCUGAAGGUGCCAUAUGAGAAGAAGUUCCUGAUUAGGAAUCCCAGCCACCUGCCUGGCUGCUACGGGCUCAUUGAACAGAAACGCAAGGAGGACUCUGCUGUGCUCUACUCCAGCCCCAAGCCCUGUGGGAUUGUCCAGCCUCACAGCACUGCAGAGAUCCCAGUGCUGGUGGAAGUGCAGGCGCUGGGCGCGCAUCGCACCAAUGUUCUCAUCGGCGUGUUCGGGGAUGAGAGAAACCCACUGGCUUCCAGUAUCCUGCCAGUGUCAGGUGUGUUGCAGCCAGGAGAGAGCCAGCAGGUCUCCUUGCCCUUCUCUGGCCACCUCAACAGCAUCUCCAGUGCCACGGCGCUGUGCCACGUGGAGGGAGGCCCCAGCUCCGAGGUGCUGGUGCCCGGGGAGGCCUCACGUGUCAGCUGCUCCCCGAGCCCCCAGGAGAUCAACUGUGGCUCUGGGGCACCUCUCAGGGAGAGAAGGGAGCUGAAGCGGCCGGCUCCAAAGCUUGAGGAGGAGACAAAAGCCUUGGCGGAGGAAGAGAGGCAGAAGGAGAAAGAGAAGCAGAAGAAAGCAAAGAAGGGUGUCUCUGUGGGGAAGGAACCUCCAAAAGCAGAGAAGGGGAAAACCAAACCCCCAGAGAAGAAGGAAAGCAAGGCCCCAGAGAAGAAGGAUACCAAAAUCCCAGAGCGGAUGGAAACCAAAGCCCCAGACAAGAUAGAAACCAAACUCCCAGAAAAGAAAAGCAAACCUCCAGAAAAGAAGGAAACCAAAUUCCCAGAGAGGAAGGAAAGCAAGGCCCCAGAGAAGAAGGACACCAAAGCAUUAUUAGAGAAGAAGGAAACUAAAUUCCCAGAGAAGAAGGAAACCAAAGCUCCAGAGAAGAUUGAAAACAAACUCCCAGAAAAGAAAUACAAACCUCCAGAAAAGAGGGAAUCCAAAUUCCCAGCAAAGAAGGAAACCAAAGCUCCAGAGAAAAUUGAAAACAAACUCCCAGAAAAGAAAUACAAGCCUCCAGAGAAGAGGGAAUCCAAAUUCCCGAAGGAGAAGGAAACCAAAGCUCCAGAGAAGAUUGAAAACAAACUCCCAGAAAAGAAAAACAAACAUCCAGAUAAGAGGGAAUCCAAAUUCCCAGAGAACAAGGAAACCAAAGCUCCAGAGAAGAUUGAAAACAAACUCCCAGAAAAGAAAUACAAACCUCCAGAAAAGAGGGAAAUCAAAAUCCCAGAGAGGAAGGAAAGCAAAGCACCAGAGAGGAAGGAAUUGAAAAUCCUAAAGAAGGAAACCAAAUCUCCAGAGAAGAGAAGCAAAGCUCCAGAAAAGAAGGAAACCAAAUGCCCAGAGAGGAAGGAAAUCAAAAUCCCAGAGAAGGAAAGCAAGGCACCAAAAAAGAAGGAACCCAAAGCCCCAAAGAAGGGGGAAGCCAAAGUGCCAGAGAAGAGAGAGACCAAAACCCCAAAGAAGAAGGAACCCAAAGCCCCAAAGAAGGGGGAAGCCAAAGCCUGAAAGAAGGGAGGAACCAAAAUCCCAGAGAACCCAGCUGAGCUGGAGAAGAACUCUUUAUUUUAUUCACACAACUUAUUUUAUACAGUUUGACAAACCUAAUGUGCCACUUUAGUUAGUUAAUAGAUUUCUUAUUAUUAGUUAUGCCAGUUAUUCUGUUGGAUAAUAAAAUAUAUUUUACUUGUGCAUCAAA